AUGAAAAACCGAAGUAUUCCAUGCUACUUUUCUCUCCUCAGCCUCUCCAACGACCCGCAGCUCCAGAUUUUCUUCUUUUUCUCUUUCUUCUUCAUUUAUCUACUAACCCUGGUGGGAAACACCAUGAUCAUUCUGGCUGUAAGAACCAGUCCUCAUCUUCAUAGCCCCAUGUAUUUCUUCUUGGGCCACCUCUCUUUCCUUGACAUGUGUUUUUCUUCUGCUACUGCCCCAAAACUGUUGGAGACCAUUGUCACAGAUCAGAAGACCAUCUCCUUCAUGGGCUGCUUCACUCAGGUGUUCUUUAUCUUGCUUUCAGCUACUAGUGAGGUCUUUCUCCUCUCAGCAAUGGCAUAUGACAGAUACUCUGCAAUAUGUAAACCCCUGCACUAUGUGGAAAUGGUGAACUUGCCUUUCUGCCAAAAACUAGUGGCCAGUGCAUGGGCUAUUGGUUUCUUUUAUGCACUUGCAAACACUUUGCUGCUAUUUAAGUUAAACUUUUGUGGACCAAACAUCAUAAAGCACUUCAGCUGUGAACUCCCUUCUCUCCUUUCUCUGUCCUGCAAUGAAAUAUUCAUGAACCAAAUGUUUUUCUUUAUUUCUGGAAGUGCAGUUGGCCUAAUUUCCCUGUUUCUCACUGUGCUAUCUUACAUUCAUAUAAUCUCAACCAUCCUGAAGAUGAGCUCCCCUGAAGGGAAACAUAAAGCUUUCUCCACUUGUGGCUCCCAUCUCUCUGUAGUAGUUCUCUUCUAUGGAACAGGCUACUUCCGCUAUCUGAGGCCAAACUCAACUUCAUCACUGCUUCUGGAUGAAAUCUUUUCCAUACAAUACAGCAUCCUCACACCUUUGCUAAAUCCUAUCAUCUACAGUUUACAGAACAAGGAGAUUAAAACAGCAUUUAGGAAGAUCCUGAAACUAAAAUUUUGA
Varanus komodoensis (Komodo dragon) is the source of this 924-nucleotide messenger RNA. RefSeq names its product olfactory receptor 5A2-like. The transcript has a single exon. Bases 1 to 924 code for a protein of 307 amino acids. The record is from RefSeq and is a predicted model, not a curated record. Gene Ontology annotation, molecular function: olfactory receptor activity; G protein-coupled receptor activity. NCBI's taxonomy places the organism in Eukaryota, Metazoa, Chordata, Lepidosauria, Squamata, Varanidae. Gene Ontology annotation, biological process: G protein-coupled receptor signaling pathway. Gene Ontology annotation, cellular component: membrane.